GGAAUACUAAUCAACCUGUUUGCCGACAAGUGCAACGGCUCGGCGCGCAAUUUAGGACUUCCCCAUUCUGUCUCUAGAAACGUCUUUGCCGGAUUGAAUUUAAACCUCCACCUGCUGAAUUUCAUCGGGAUUUUGUAGUGCAGCCUUCUUUGCACGAACGAGUGGUUAUCACUCCUGUCUUCCCUGUCUCUGUCUCCUCUGAUGUGCGACAGGCGGUCGGGGAGAGUGGACCGGGGGGACUGACAGUCCACUCCUGCGCCGCCUCAAACAAGGGAAGCCCCCCACGCGUUGCGCGCCUGGAUUGCCGGUAUAUAUUCGCGGCGUGGAGUGCGUGUGCAUGUGCGUCAGGCUAUUAAAUGUGUGAGCUCGCGCGCGACAAAGCCCCGGGCUCCGUCCUCAACAGUUGCCACCGGAGCGGAGGAGAGGAGAGGAGGAGGGCGAGAGAGAUAGCAGACUGAGGAAGGACGGACGCGGAGCCCCACGCCGCUCUGCCCGGCUCUGCUCCUGACAUGCAGUCGCUCAUCUCUCCGGUGACAAAGGCCAUCCUAGUAGCGCUCUUCAUCUUCGCCAUACUCCUAAUUCUCUAUGUGAUCCUGUGGUACAUUUGCAGAGACGUGGACUGUGACCACGGCAUUUGAGGAUUCCGUUAAAACGGGAAUAACGGGAAUUUAGCAAUGGGGCGCACAGAGGAGCCCGCAGAGCCCAGGGUCAUCCCUGAUGCCCAGACAAGAUGGCAAGGUUGCCAUAGUGACAGGAGGAGGCAGGGGAAUCGGCUAUGAGGUAGUCCGCCACAUGGCCAGACUGGGGGCGCAUGUUAUCAUAGGUGGGAGGGAUGAGCAGGAGGGUCUGGUAGCUGUCAAAAGGAUCUGUGAAGAGUACAAAGAGGCCAAAGUGGAGUUCAAGAAAGUGGACCUAGCCUCUUUGCAGUCUGUCCGUCAAUUUGUCCAAAACUUCAAAGAGCGGGACCUACCGCUAAACAUUCUGGUCAAUAAUGCGGGUGUCAUGCUGGUUCCCAAAGGCUGUACUGAAGAUGGAUUUGAGCAGCACUUUGGGGUGAACUAUGUAGGCCACUUCCUGUUGACUUGGCUACUCUUGGAUACACUGAAGGAUUCUGGGAAAUGUGGUCACUUCUCUCGCGUAGUCAACGUCUCCUCCUCUGCCCACCGCAUCAGCAAUAUCACACUAAAUGACUUAAACAGCUGCCAGUGUUAUUCAGCCCAUGCUGCAUACUGUCAAAGUAAGCUGGCCCAGCUGUUAUUUAGUUCCCACCUCCACCAGGAGUUGCAGCAUGGAGGUUUCCCAGUGAGUUCAUGUGCUGUGGAUCCUGGCAUGGUGGAUACUGCUCUGUACCGUCACCUCUGGACGCCCCUCCGUCUGGCACAGAGCACCAUUGCUCACCUGCUUUUCAGGACUCCUACAGAGGGUGCUGCCACUGUGCUGUACACUGCCCUAUCACCGGACCUGGAGGGGGAGUGUGGAGGCGGCUACUGGGCCAAUGGGUGCAGGGAGAUAACAAGACCACCGACCUUUGACCCCCAGCUGCAGCUUAGUCUAUGGGAGACCAGCCUCCAGUUACUGGGCCUGCAGUAAUAAAGGACAACCAACAGGACUCAACCCCCGAAGAACGGAACAGAUACAGACCCUUAACUUGGGCCAACCAGCCACCUUCCUUCUCCUCCCUUUUUUCUCAAUAUUUUUUUUCACAUUAAGGUGUUUGUAGAGUUAUGUUGGCAAUCUUACAAUCCACCGCUGGACUGUGAUUGGUUACUGGGGAAGCAAAGGCCUCCUUUUUGUUCCAGACCUGCCAAAGAAGGGCUACAGGGGAUGGAAGACAUAUUUUGUUUGUUUGUUUGUUUUUCACUGUGACUAAGCAAACGUACGCACACUUACAGACACACUGUAUGGGUUAUAUCGAUACAUGAUUUAGCUGUUAUAGCUACUGGGCAGUUGCUGACAGUUGUUUAUUCCCUGAUCGUAGCUAACCAGAUAAAUUGUUCCAAUUCAAAAACCUGCUAUGACACCUGCUCCACUCUGCCUUAAUGUCAUUAGUCUGGCUUUUAAUGAUGGGUUUUCAUUGUCAACAAUAAACUAAAUGCUCUGUCAGAGGCUUUUCCUCACAAAUAUAGAAUUGUAGGCAAACAUUAAAAUGCUUCUUGGGCAUGAAAAUAGUUCAAUUGAGAAGCUGGAUUUUGGCAAAGUAUACUGGCUGCAAAAUCACAUCAGUUAAACCCUAGCACACAAACACACACAUUUUCAUGCACCAUGACAAUGACCAGAUUCUUAAAAUUUGAACCCGACUUGCAGUGGCGGAGGAAUGUGAUGUUAUCACUCUGCUUUGACACAUCACAAUGAUUUCUCAGAUUGUCUUACCAUCCCAACCAUUUUACCAGGAGCACCUUGUUCUUUUGGUACAUUCUUGUGCUUUUACUGGUUACUGCCGUUCUGAAUCCUCAUGUUAACUGCUGGUCGUAAUUGUGUAAUAAGCUGUGUUUGUUUUUUUAAAGAGGUGAAUUCUGCUGUUCUCGUGAAGAUGCAGGGAAAAUGUAACCAACUCCCCCGUCCUCUCUCUUUCUCUCUCUCUCUCCAUCACUCAGCAAUCCAACAAAAGACAUUCCUAUGGUCAGAAGGGGGGAUUUGGGAAGAAACUGGAAAAAAGAUGGAAAAGUAGGGCCAAAUUUGGAAUGACUCCCCCUAUAGACUUGAGAGUGAUGAGACAUUUGUUUUUGUUGUGAGGAAUUUUCCUGCUGUUGUCACCAUCUGAAGCCAGGAUUUCCAGACGUUCAUGUUUGCUUUUGUCUGCGCAGAAACAAAAAGGGAAGGAUGGGGAACCAACCGCCCCUUCAGUCUGUCCCGGUUUUCCUUUGUGAUCUGUGUUAAUCGGUUUUACUGUGCCUGUGUUAUGUAUGUGCUUAAUGCACAUAAGCUAAGCAUUAACUCGAGCUAUAGACCCAAUUCUUGUUGAUGGACAGCACAAUGGCCAGUCCAGGUGAAACAGCGACUGAAAGGAGAAAGAGGGAAAACACUUUUUUUUAAGCAUUCAAACUGUGAUUGGUUUCUCAUUGCUGCUGCUGCUGCUGCUUCCUCAUUUGGCGCCACUCCCAGUGCAUUGUGGGAUUGAGAUUUCCCAGUGGUGAGAAUCAAACUCCAUCUGCUAAGCUGACACACAUACACACACACUCACUCUCAAACAUUGUAAGCAGUACAUCCAGGCACAGGCUUAUCUAAACAAGCACACAGCAAACAAACACGUCUGUCUCUCAUGCAGGAAAAUACUCACAUACACACAUACACACAGCCAUAACACCAUCACCACUGUGAUUAACCAUUUUAGCUGUGAAGAUGAAAAGUUUUAUCUCAAAUUAACAAGUUUUGGCUUAAGCUCCUUCCCCACAUCCCAUCCCACUGCUGUAUGUGUAUAUCAUUGCUUUGAAUACUGCCAUUGAGCAUCCAGCAUUCAUUAUUAUCUGCCGUAUGAGAAGCAAUAGUAUCACUGUGGUACUGUAGCUAGUUCAGCCAGUAGCACGGAGCCAGACAUUCAGACUAGGAGAAGAGCCCAAGACUGUGAAAGCGUAUAAAUGAAAAAGAAAACAGCUUCAGGUUACCCAUGUAUCAGGAAUUCUAAAUUUCUUUGUCUACCUGUAUAAAAACAUUAAGUGACAGAAAAAGAAAGAGCCACACUCUUUUUCAGGCAGUUUGAAGAUGUGUCCCAGUUCAGAAAUCCUCUGAAGGAUGCAGCCAACAACAGUCAGUUCCUCAGAGGAUCUGAGGGUCAGGCUGAACCUGUUCCUUUCCCCCUAAAUGAGACACACUGUCUAGACUCACAGAGAUGAAAACAAAAAAAACCCUAUUGGUGUCUUCACGCCCUCCCUGUCAACUCGUAAACAAAGUCAACACAGGCAACAGCAAACAAAUAGGUUGGUAAUGGUAAAUAAAUCCAUAUUGCUUAUAUUUAUUUGUAAUGCCCUGUGGUUAACAUGUCCAUGCUGCAAAUAGUGGAGUUCAUGUCUGGCUUGCUUUAUUAACAACCUAUUGUUAGUCUGAUCCAUGUGAAAUGAUUACCAAUGAUAGAUCACCUUAAUACAUGGACCUGGUAAAUACGACAUGAUCAUUUGAACUUAUGAGUUGUCAGAGAUUGCCUGAAUGCUCCAUUAAACAGCCAACCACACCGUAACAGGCUCGGGAUGACCCCGAAGCAGGUUCUGUCCUGCAAAUUUUUGGAGUGUGGAGGGGCCUUUGAAAUGGGACAGGCCUUGUUGGCUCGCUGUGAUGAAAUGUGGACUCUGGGUCUAUUUUUAGACUCCUGCUGUGUUAAUGUUAUAUGGAAUGGAUGGGAGCAGUGGAAAAGAUUGCCAUGUUUAUGGUACUGAAGUAUAGAGAAAAAUUGGUUAGAGUAAGAGUUUUAUAGUCCUAAUUACUCAGUUACUUGGAUGUCGACAUGAACAACUUCUACAAGUCUGAACCUGAUAAUUUCGAUAACUCCAGUAUGACACGAACGCAUCAUUACUCAAGGAAAACGCAUCAUAGCUUGCCUUGGUCCUGAUUGGCUAACCAUUAGAGUGAUUGAAAUGUGGCCAAUCAGACCUAUGUAUCUGAACCUCCACCAGCAGGUUUACAUCAUUUGAAUAAGAGUAGCUGAUUCUGGUCAGCAAAUUGGGGUUCAGUGUGUUUCAGACUUUAAUUCAGUAUAACAAUUUCAAUUCAGUUUUUAAUGUAACUACAUUAUUUUUUGCAAAAUAUUACAAUCCAGAACCUCAGUAUAUUUGAAAGGGAAAUUCAACUGAAUAAAAUGGGAUAUUUAAAAUUCUAAUUUAAAGCAAACAUCUCUUGAGUCUGAUGUUUUUUUCUAGUGUAGCUCUUGUGUGGGAAUUGACUCUAAAUGCCAGCAAUACUCCUCAGUUUUUAAAGUAUUUUUUUCUUCUACUCAGUGUUGUCAAACUGUUUGGAAACAAACUGUUUAUUGCCUCAGUGCAUCCUUGUUUGACUGUGUGGUUCCUCAAGGCUACUGUAAGGUUACUGACGAAAUAACAGACUAUCAAACAACCAAACACAGUCCCAGUGAAACAAAUGCACUUGUCCCUUCACACAGAUGAAAACACCAGCUUGCCACUUAGCAGUGCUCAUUUUUAAAAAAAGUACAAAGCUACAGUGUGAGCUACAUCCCGUCAAAGAGCUAUCAUGUUUUUCACAGUCCAGCUGCUAUAAUAGACGUAUUAAAACCCGAGAAGGAGAGCACAAGACUUUCCAAAGACGAGGUGAGGAGGAGUGUGAGGGUCUGUCUUGGUAUUCUUGUUGUGUCAGUGUGCAGAGGAGGCUGCUAAAUUAUCAAUGAUUACCUUGUUAUAUAUUUAGCGUACUCCUGAAGUGUUCUGCACAGACAGGACAACACAAUGAACUUUCUGAACUUGAAUUGCAAGAAUAGAAAAAAAGCAAAAACAGCUCAAGUAACCGUCUGUGAUAUUGUCUGUAUGUGAUUUAGUCGUAUAUGAUCAUUUCAAAGCAUUGCCACCGCUGGACAUGGACCAGUGGAGCUGUAAGUAGACUGAAAAUGCUCUGAUAGCCAUUUUUCUGACUGACCUGGGAUUACAUUUAUAUUAAAUGUUUUGGUCCCAAGUUCUGCAAAUCCUAAAUGUGUAUAUGUAUACGAAGAGGUAAUAUAAAGAUGUAUAGAGGAGGGAACCAGAUGAACUGAGUCCUUACUCUGGUGGCAGGACCAGUUAAGAGAAAAUUCAUGCAGACAUUUUUCUGUAGUUUCACCUUUAAUAUACCAGUAUAACAUUUUCUCUUAAGUUGACUUCACCCAAGCUACAAAUAGAAGAUGUUCCCACCUCAAAUCCAGUGUAAACAUUCAGUCCAUCUGGUCACCUAAGGAUCUAUGAAAUGUGCAAAAUGUUUUAUUUUUAUUGUUAUUUUGUUGUUGUAGAGAUACACAUUUUAUUGCUUUUGCCGUGCCUAUGAAGAAAAUCUCCCUCAUAUAUGUGUAACUGUGAAUUUUUCAUGUAGAAAAGAGCUUGUAGAAACUGUGAUACCGUCUUGUCCUGUGCAUUGCUGUAAGUUUUUUCUUCUCUUUGGAGUGAUGGGACUGGAAAUGAGGAGUGUGGAUGUGUGUGUGUGUCAGUGUGUGUGUGUGUGUGUGUCUAGAUUAGGGAGUUCAUGUCCAUGUUUUUUGUCGAUGGUUGUGACAUUCCAGCAGCAGCCACCACCUUUUCUAUUAUCCAAAGCCUCUCAAUAAACAUAUCAUUGUGCCA
Molecule: messenger RNA, 6245 nt
Organism: Lates calcarifer (barramundi perch)
Lineage: Eukaryota; Metazoa; Chordata; Actinopteri; Centropomidae
Product: dehydrogenase/reductase SDR family member on chromosome X
Exons: 7
Coding region: 718-1590 (290 amino acids)
Source: RefSeq, a predicted model, not a curated record